Guillardia theta CCMP2712 is the source of this 1380-nucleotide messenger RNA. RefSeq lists its product as hypothetical. The coding region runs from base 1 to 1380 and encodes 459 amino acids. The transcript has 17 exons. Gene Ontology annotation, biological process: protein autoprocessing. Lineage: Eukaryota; Cryptophyceae; Pyrenomonadales; Geminigeraceae. The record is from RefSeq and is a predicted model, not a curated record.
AUGGCUGCAGUACUUGUGGCAUGUGCGAUCUAUCAGUUCCCUUCCUCGCAGACAGAGCUGGCGGACAUCGAUGGUCCUUCUCCUCGUGAUCCCCCCAGGAGCUCGUGGGCUCGGGAAGGCAAAGGAACUUCAGCGUGGAUGGAGCAACACAAGCGUAAAGUCGUUGUGAAGCAUCAGCGAGGGCGACAAGAUCGUCCCUUCGACAGCAUUCUUCGCAACGUCCCAAGACAAGUAUCUGUGGCGCUUGACAUUCCCAUGCUGCGGGUGCAGCAGCUUGAGAAGCAGGCGGCCAAGAAGGUCGCGAAGGCUUCCAAAGCUCAACUCCUUCACUCCCUUCAUCGCAUCAUGCUCGCUGAAGCCAACAUAACCGACAUGUCUGUUUGCAAAGGCAAGUGGCAGGGAUGCGAACCGCUGGCAAAGAACAUCUUGGCUGUGGCGUCAGAGAUCUCGAGCACGUGCUCGUCCUUGUACUUCAACGAGCAGGAGUACUACAAGUGCGAGAGGAACAUCGCUGAGCCCCUCUGCCUCGACGUCGAUCGCGAGUUUCCCUCCAUGUGCCGCGAGGGCGGGAAGGGGCAUGACUACGUGGUCCCGCACGGAUACGUCGGAAGUGAAGAUCCCGCAAACAUCGAAGGAAAUUUCUGCCAGGGUUGCGAGAAGAUGAGGACGAGCGGCUGCUUUGACGCGAUGUCAACCGUGACCGUGAGAGGCAAGGGAGACAUGAGGCUGCUGGACCUGAAGCUGGGAGAUGAGGUGGCCUCAGCUGAUGACUACGGUUUGUUUGUCUGGUCGCCCGUCAUUUUUAUUCACGAUCACAAAGAGGACACCAAGAUGCGGAGGGUGAAGUUUGGAGGGGAGGGAGAGAAAGGAGAAGUCUCGCUCACCGACACUCAUCCUCUGCUGCUUGCGGCGGACAAGGACGAGAGCUUCUCGCAGGCUCGUCGAGUGAGGGCGCGAGACAUCAAGCAAGGAGAUCGAAUCUUGGUCAUGAAGGGAGGCAAAGCUGCUCCCGUUACGGCAAGUCUCCUGCCUCUGCUCCUCUUCCUCUUUCUCUUGGUCAUUUUCUUCCUCCAGGUUGUGGGUUCUUCGCUCUUCUCUUCGCAAGUUCGUUACGUUCUCACUGCCAAUGACCGCAUCCUCGUUGACGGAGUCGUCGGACCCACUGCCAGCACCAUGUUGGGAGCUGCGGAGACUCUUCCCUUCAAGGCGCUGCAUGUCCUCGGACUGCUCGAGCUCCCUGCAGUCGCUCGCGUCCUGUCGCUCAUCCUCGAGUCUCCUGCGCUCUCUUGGUCGGAGUCGCUUCUCGAUCGCCUCGCCCCCAAGGCAGCAGCAGCCGCUGCCCGCGUUCCCUCCCUCCUCUCCUCCCCCUCGUCGUACUAG